AUGAAUGGAGGAACUCGAAGCGGCGGCGACGUCGGAGUUAGUGGCCGGGGCGGCGACGAAAUCGGGGCCGCCGAUGCGAUUCAGUGGUCGGAGCCCGGAGGGGAUGCCGAGAUCGGAGGUGGCCGGGGUGGCGCCGUUCGAGUUGGUGGCCGGGGCGGCGACGUCGUGGCUCAGCCGGCUCGUCGUCGACGAAGAUGGGUAGAGAGGAAGAGUUGUCGACUGUGCGAGAGGAAGAUGGGUAGAGAUGAGUCUUCGAUUGUC
Molecule: messenger RNA, 261 nt
Organism: Linum tenue
Lineage: Eukaryota; Viridiplantae; Streptophyta; Magnoliopsida; Malpighiales; Linaceae
Source: the annotation of a GenBank genome assembly